Molecule: messenger RNA, 6667 nt
Organism: Pocillopora verrucosa
Lineage: Eukaryota; Metazoa; Cnidaria; Anthozoa; Scleractinia; Pocilloporidae
Source: RefSeq, a predicted model, not a curated record
AAUACGUAACGAGUUGUUUUAGAACGGGAGGUAAAAGCUGUGAGGGGAUUAUCUAUGAGUUACGGAAUGCGACCAUUUUAAUGGGUUUAUACUCGUGACAUUAAAUCAAUUUCUGGCUUGUAUGUCGGUGCUCCGACAUGAUACAAGUCUUGAUCACGUUCUCAAGCCGUCAUACGUACAACAAAGCCUCGCUCGUCAAGUGUACACACGCUAUUGACGAUUUGAGGACAUGAAAUGAAUCCAGAUAGACUUGGUCGAAUUCCACCGCCAACAAGGCGACUUGUAGUGCGAAAAGCGAACAGCCAGAGGGAUUUACGUCCUAUCACCGAACGGGCGACUCUCGAUAAGGUUCUGGGUUUGACAGUCUCCAGGAACGCAGCUUUAGCCUGUGACCCGUUGUCUGGAGUAGUCGCUUAUCCGGCCGGAUGUGUGGUGGUCUUGUUUAACCCUAGGAAGAACCAACAGAGUUUUGUCCUAAAUACGUCCAGGAAGACAAUCACUUCUGUGGCUUUCUCUGGUGAUGGAAAAUAUUUGGCAACAGGAGAAAGUGGUCAUAUGCCAUGUGUGCGUGUGUGGGACAUGGAAGACCAGUCACAUCCACAGAUAUCAGAGAUGGUCAAAGGACAUAAAUUUGGUAUUUCAUGUGUGGCUUUUUCACCCAAUUUGAAAUAUGUGGCAUCUGUUGGAUUCCAGCAUGACAUGAUUGUAAAUAUAUGGAACUGGAAGAGUGGUACAAAGGUAGCCUGCAACAAAGUUUCAUCAAAGGUUUCAGCACUUUCAUUUUCUGAAAAUGGUAGCUACUUUGUUACUGUUGGUGUCCGUCAUGUGAAAUUUUGGUAUUUUGACACUGAAUCAAACAAAUCUAAGGUUUCCAAGACACUGGUAAUCAAUGGGCGAGCUGGACUUUUAGGAGAGCAGAGGAAUAACACGUUUUGUGAUGUAGCAUGUGGUCGUGGAGUUAACUCUGAUAUCACUUACUGUGUGACUAGCUCAGGAUUAUUGUGUUCCAUCAAUAGCAAGAGAGUGCUAGACACCUGGGUUGAGCUCAAGACAUCUAAAGCAUAUGCAUUGGCAGUCAGUGAACAUUACAUUAUAUGUGGAUGUGCUGAUGGAAUAAUAAGAGUUUUCAACCCGUUGAAGUUACAGUUUAUAGUUACCAUUCCAAAGCCUCAUUUUCUGGGUGUUAAUGUAGCAGAAGGCAUUGAUUCCAGUAACCCUUUGUCAAAACCUGAGCAGGCAGCUUAUCCAGACGCCGUUGCUGUAGCGUUUGAUACAGUAAACCAUAAGCUGACGUGUGUUUAUAACGACCAUAGUCUGUACACAUGGGACGUGAAGGACAUGAAAAAGAUUGGAAAAGCUUGGUCGUCACUUUACCACAGCACGUGUGUAUGGGGAGUUGAGGUUUACCCCAAUGUGACUGAUAAUCGCCAGGCGGCUCUGCCACCGGGAUCCUUUCUCACAUGCUCGUCUGAUGACACUGUUAGAGUAUGGAACAUUGAAGAAGGAACAAGUAUAUUAUUUGAGAGAAACGUUUAUAGUAAGGAGAUGAUGAAAGUCUUAUACACGGAAGAUACAGUGGCAAACCUUAAAGACAAUGAUAUUAGCCCUGCCAUAAAGAACAUGCGAGAUUCUACCGGUGAUACGCGAAAUGCUGGAGUAAGAUGUCUUCGCAUUAGUCCUGAUGGGCAAACACUCGCCACGGGGGACAGAUCUGGAAAUGUCAGGGUAUACGAUUUGAUGUUUUUCGAUGAAGUCGCAAAGAUUGAAGCGCACGAGUCUGAAGUUUUGUGUGUGGAGUUUUCACCCAAUGAAUCAGGACACAAACUACUGGCAUCCGCCGGCCGAGAUCGACUCAUUCAUAUCUUUGAUAUCGUGAACAACUUUGUCCUUGUUCAAACAUUGGAUGAUCACUCAGCAUCAAUCACGUCAGUCAAAUUUAACGUGUCAGAAUCCGAUGAGUUACAGCUUCUGAGUUGUGCCGCAGACAAGUCGAUCAUAUUCAGAACAGCCCAGCAGAAUCCCGAAUUUCAGUUUGUUCGAACAACGAAUCAUGUUGGUAAAACAACAUUUUACGACAUGGACAUUGAUCCAUCAGGGAAAUAUGCUGCUACGGCUUGUCAGGACAGAGGUGUUAGAGUGUACGAUGUAAAUAGUGGCAAGCAGACGAGAAAUUACAAAGGCACUCCUAGAGAUGACGGAACGUUGGUUAGGAUAACUUUGGACUCUUCAGGGACAUACGCUGCCACCAGUUGUUCAGACAAGAGCGUGUGUUUGACUGAGUUUGAGUCUGGUGAAUGUGUCGCGAGUAUGUCUGGUCAUUCAGAGGUGGUGACUGGUCUGAAAUUUUCUGUCGACUGCAAGAAUCUCAUCUCUGUUGGCGGAGAUGGGUGCAUCUUUGUGUGGAAAAUACCAUCAACUUACACCCAGAAUAUGGUGGAGAAACUUCACGUACUUGGAGAGGAGCCAGAAAAUAAAAUCGAGUUUGGCACUCCCAUCAGACGUGAGACUUACCAAAUGGCUCAUCCGUCGAUAAUCGAAACGGCUGAAGAGGACGACUUUGUACCAGCUGACCCUUCAGCGUUCAGCAGACCAAUGAAAGAUCCCAGUCCUCCUGUUAAAGAUUACCGUUUCAGCGUGGGGCAGCUGCCUGCGUGGGCCAAAAAGCAGCUCGUCGCUGAAGGAAAUGAGAAGACUACGGUUUCUCCGGAAGAGAGUAACACAGGAACAGUAGUUCAACCCGGAGGGCGAUGGGCUCAGAGAGUCCAGAAUGGUGGUAUUCACAUUGCUGGUGACAAUGGCAAGAUAAAACCGAUUCCUUUAUUGCUGGAUCCCACAGAUGGCGGGAAAAGAUACACAGUAGAACCGAUCUCUCUCCAGGAGCAAAUGAGAGCGUUAGCAAGCAGCCCUCUCGAGAGACGUUGCUCACUUACCUAUGGGGAAGAUGAUGACUUGUUCCCCUCAGACGGCCGAGCAGCGCUGGAGAAUUUGAGCGAAGAAGAGAAGAAUCAUACCGAGCAGGAAGCCGCACCGCCAGGCGUCACUGUGUCACGUGGUAGUGAUAUAAUGCCGAAGGCUCGAGUUAGGAAGAGCAGUGUAGAAGUGUCCGAAUCAGGAGAACUGAAAUUUGAAGAAGCAGAGGAGCUUGAUGUAGGGGACGCGAAGGAAGUUAUCAUCUACCUACCCCCAAGCCAGGAUGACUUCGACAGCGAAGUUGCAAGAGCUUUCGAGUUGUCUGUCGCCGAGCGGCCAAAGAGAUUGUCUCUAACAGUAGAAGAUCCCAAAGGCGAAGAACAAGAGGGCAAAGACAAAGGUAGAGUGGAAGAGAAAGGGACAAAUUCUCCUUCCAGUGAAGACGAUGAAGACGAAGUGAUAAGUCCGUCGGAGGAUACCACAAAGCCAUUUGGUUACGAUGAGAACAAGCCCGAGGGAGGAGAGGAUGAGGAGAUGGUUGGUCGCUAUUUCGAAACUCUAGGUACCAGUUCUCCAGCGCAAAAAGCGGACGAGCAAGUCACAGAGCCGCCGCCCCUGGACACGGAUCGGCUGAUGCGGACCAGGCUGAGUAUCUCGGCCAGAUUUUUGUCGCGUUCGCACCAACCUGGAAGGAUUGGUGUAAUAUCGACAAACCUUGAUGAAGAGAAAGGAGAAAAUCAUCAUUCAGAUGAUUCCAAACAGGAUCUUCAAAGGCGUAAAGAAGAAAUGGCGCAGGCUGUGGAGGCUACUCGUAAACGACUCGAAGCUCUGGGAUGGAAAGCUAAGGAAGACAUUUUGAAGAAGAUGCCAGUCAACAGUGCGACAUCAACAGCAACUAUAACCUCCGUCUCUUCUGUAUCCAGCAAAACUGUCGUUUCUUCUUCUAAAACCACAACAAUUUCAUCCAACUCCGGAUCAUCUCCAAGCACUGCAGCUGAAGAGCCUGCCUCCAAAACUAGUACUGUGUUAUCGUCUGUCUCGACUACACACACUUCAUCCGUGAGUGCCAUCUCAAAAACCAGCACCGUCGCCACAUCCAUGUCGUUUACACCCACUACAGUCGUUAAUUCUGUGUCUGGCACUGGUAAAAACGGAGACAGUACACCCGUGUCUGCACUAACAGAGUCAAGCAGUAAGCCUUCCGUCAUAACUAACCUGCUUGAGACGCGAUUAGCAGAUGUCCAAGAGAACAGCAAGGAGGAACGGAAGGAUCAGUCGGCUAAGAAAGAUAUUCCUGAGUCGAAGAAAGAUAAUGUCUCAAAAGCUGACGAUACCGAGAAAUCCAAGCGUACUGCGUCCAAUCUGAUUGCGUUUUUCAGUCAGUCAAAGUCAUCCAAAAACAAAGACAAGGAAAAAGAAAACUCGAAAGAAAAAGAGAGAGCAAAAUCGAAGGAAAAAGACAAAGAGAAGGGAAGAGCCACACCCCCACUGGUCAAGGAGAUAUCUGAUUUAAAAUCUACCUCCGGGGGUAAACUUGAACGGCGGGGCUCUGAGGGAAAAUCAUGGCGAAAAUCGCUGGGAAUUCUAGGGGGAAGUUCCAAGCAUGACAAAGAAGACAAACAUAAAAGGCAUUCUGAACCCAGAUCUUCAACCCCACCUGACAUGCUGUCGAAAAACGCGCUAAAACAAAACGAGAGGGAAGACAAAUUGAAUAAGAAACCAACUGAGCCUCGUUCGUCCACACCGCCUGUUGACAAACAAAUGAAGAAUUCCCAGCCAGCGAAACACCACGAAAGCACUUUAAAAACUGUAAAAGAAGAAAAAGACAAAAAGUCACCCACUAAACCACAGCCUGAGAGGCGAUCGUCUAAUACGUCAUCCGAGCUGGCGGGAAAAACUUCUCAGCCGCCUGGCGCUAAAACAAACGAGACUUCUUUGACUACUUCGUCCAGAAAUGCUCCUUUAAGAGAGAAGAAAGGACGGGUUUCUAGUGAGGAGAGACGAGAAAAAUCGCGGUCGUUAGGUGACAUAGGUAGCAGACUACACAAAGUAGAAGAAGUGUCUAUUUUAGAUCCGAGUGUGCCGCCAUCUAGAACUGUUGACACUAUGGAUAUACCGAAUCAAAUAAAAACAGCUGAAAAACGACCCAAGUCAAGCGCCGGUAUUUUGGAGACAACCCCACCUCAGACGAAAAAACCAUUAGAGCGAAAUUCGGUUGAUAAUAAUGAUGUUUCAAGUACAAAAAAUCUUAAAGAACACACCGACGUUUUGAAUGGAACUUCCGAUAAAAACGAUAUUUCGACUAAUGGCAGCUUGUUAACUAGUAAUGAAUAUUCGACAGGACGAAAACCACCUCCGGACGAGCAGCUGAAUCCUGCGUUGGAUGGGCCUGGUAACGAAGCUAUACCAGUCCUAGGUUCUACCCUUGAAAAGAAAUCGAACACUUUGGACCUGGGAACUAGUAAGCCCUUGUCACCGCGCAGAACCUCUCGGAGUGGUAGCGGGUCGAGCUUUAUGUCUGAUAUCAGUGAACUGUCAGCUGAGCUGUCUGCAGCUAUUGCGUCACCACCGCCUGAGCCACUCAGAUUGAGCGUGUCUGAGUCGAACUUGUUGAGUACCAGUCCUCCCUCUACAAGUCGGAAGUCUUCCACUGAUGCUGCUAACUCCACCGAUAUUGAUCAAAAUACAUGUCAGGAAACCCUUGAACACCUUGUGCAGGCUUUUCAAAAGGUUAUGGAUGUUCAGUCUAAGAUUCUGAAUGGAGAACCCUCGGACGAUAACCACCAGUUGUUAUCGUACAUUACCAGCACUUUUUCAGCCAUAGAGGAACAGAUUCACGAUUCGCGUCUUCGUCGGCGGAAGUGGGAACUCUCCUACCUCCCCUGGGGUAAACCCGGCACAGCUCCUAGACCACUCGGCGGCGCGCUCAGCUUCUCCACCGGAAACCUGGACCAAGUUGGUUCAAAACUUCGUCCUUUCAGGAGGACUUCUGAGCUUUCUGUUUCCUCAAUUCCUGAAGAGGAGGUUGAAAUACAUGAAGUGUUACUAGAAAAGUACUCUGAUAGACUAUUGGAAAUGGUCGCAAAGAAACUUAAACAAUGAGGAAUACUUUCGUGUUGCGAGCACAACUGACGAGAGUUCUCUUUCUUUGAAACAGUAUGACUAGGAAAAUGGGUUGGGUUUGAUUAAAAUGGCUUAGAGAUUACUAUGAACGUGUCCUGGGUUAGUCUCGUUACCGCGGUACUGUUGAGUGUUUGCCCUUGGUUUACCUGAACAGGCGAAUGCUACCGCAGAUGAUGUCUAUUCCAUACAUGACUGAUUACCAUUAGCUUGUAAUCACAUGUGGUAAACUGCAAUUCUAAGGAGCUAAGACUGGACUUUUAUCUGGAAUUUUCUAUCGCCGCUCUCAUUAACUGCUAGCCUAACAUGGAAAACAACAGAUGAGGUUGGAAUAGUUCCUUAUGACGUUGGCGAGGGCAGUUAAAUGCAGUUUGCUCCUGUUAAGAGCAAUCAUGACUUCAUUAUUUACGUACAUCCUAUGCAACUUAGGUUGAAGGAUUCACCCAUCUUGAAAUACGUCAACUCAAUCAUCUAACAAACUUCGCCAGCUUUAAUAUUUAAGCUGCUAUUUUCUACAUAUUUUCGUAUUUUUUUUGUCUUAAAGAAAGUCAUCAAAGUACUUCAUGAGUAAUCUAAUGAGAAAAAUCCAUAGUUUUGUUCAAAACUGCAUAUUAAAAAGCCAAAAUGUAAAUUAAUA